AUGCUUGCAUGCUGCAUGCGCAUGUACUGUACGUACGAGAAGCAAAAUCAACGUGCAUUGCAAAGAGGGGAAAACAAACAUGUGCAAGUCGUAGCGCGGGGAGCGGGCGGCCCACCCUUAAGAAUCGAUAUUCUUGAUUCCGAGGGUUCGAAGCCAAUCAGGCCGACCCUCGAGCCGCCGAACUUACUCGGCCACGCACGCGGUGGCCCCAAACCCCAAACCCAAGAUCCGAAAAUGCAAGACUCAGAAUGCUGCCCAUUUGUUGCCAUUAAUAGCUCUCGCAGAUGA
Pyricularia pennisetigena is the source of this 288-nucleotide messenger RNA. RefSeq lists its product as uncharacterized. NCBI's taxonomy places the organism in Eukaryota, Fungi, Ascomycota, Sordariomycetes, Magnaporthales, Pyriculariaceae. The coding region runs from base 1 to 288 and encodes 95 amino acids. The record is from RefSeq and is a predicted model, not a curated record. The transcript is spliced from 2 exons.